AUGGCGGACCUCGCUGCGGCCCCGUCUCCACGGCAGCGGCUGGACACGUGUUUGGCGCUUCUGGGCGCCGCUGCGGGUCGCCCCGAGCAGUUCCUCAGUGUCCAGGAGGGCCUUGCCGCUGAAUUCCUCACUUUGACCAAAACGCUCUACGAUUUCCAUCACGCCCUUCGGGGAGAAAUCGUGGCUGGGAGCCCUUUAGAACAGCUGGUGGUCGAGGACUUUGAUGAGGAGCAGAUCUGGCAACAGCUGGAGCUCCAGAACCAUGCCGUCCUGGGGUCCUUGAAGAAAGCGGUCGCGAGAAACGUUGAGGACGAGGGAAACGGGGUGCUUUCCCUUCUCCCAGACGUUGAGGAGGACGAGGAAGAUGAGGCAGGAGAUGGUGAGGAGGACAUGGACGCGGAGGACCAAGCGGGGAAGGAAGCCAGCAGCCGUCACAGCAAAGAGGAAGAAGAGCUUGGCCAAACAAGAACCAAUUUGGAAGCCUCCCAAAAUGUUCCUUUCAGCGACGAGGACUCUGAGCUGGACUUUGAUAUCGAUAGGUUAGAGCAGCAAGCCCAAAGGUCAAAGAGCGUGAGGAAAAAGACGGGGUCAGACUCCCUGGUGGACGACAGAUUUUUCAAACUCUCCGAGAUGGAGGCCGCUUUGGAAGCGGAGGAGAAAGAAGGGAGCAGAGAUAAUGACAGCGAUGGAAUAGAUUAUUUCGAAGAGAUUUUCUCUGAAGAUGAUGAUGACGACGAGGAGGAGGAGUUUGGAUCAAGGAAGAGGAAGUGUUGUUUUUUUUUAAUGUGUGCGUUCUCAGCUCCGAUGGUCACAGAAGAAACAACUCUUGAGCUGGAAGAUAUUAUCAAGAGAAGGAUAAAAGAUCAGGCUUGGGAUGAUGUCGUCCGUAAAGAAAAACCGAAAGAAAAUCCAUUUGAGUAUAAGAAGCGUUUGACUCUGGAUCAGGAGAAGAGCAAAUUGAGCCUGGCUGAAAUUUACGAGCAGGAAUAUUUGAAACUGAAUCAGCCUGUGCCAGAAGUUAAAAUUGUCUCCAAUCUCCCAGCAAUCACCAUGGAAGAGGUGGCUCCAGUACAUGUCAGCGAUGCUGCCCUUCUGGCACCUGAAGAAGUCAAGAAAGGCUUCUCUCCCCCCCCCCCUUUGCAGGAUGACGGCCGAGACAAACCUUUGAAGUCCUCCAAGGCUUUCUUCUCCCAGCUACAAGAUCAAGUGAAAAUGCAAAUUAAGGAGGCGAAGAAUAUUCAGAAGAGACCAAAAAAGCAGGCGCUCUCUGCCCAGAAGCUAAAGCUAUGAUACAUUAUGCAUGUCUUGUUUUGUAUAAAUUAAAAUAAGGGUUGGAUUCUU
Messenger RNA from Thamnophis sirtalis, 1341 nucleotides. The record is from RefSeq and is a predicted model, not a curated record. Lineage: Eukaryota; Metazoa; Chordata; Lepidosauria; Squamata; Natricidae.